This is a messenger RNA of Brassica napus (rape), 2840 nucleotides long. Its product is annotated as transcription factor DIVARICATA. NCBI's taxonomy places the organism in Eukaryota, Viridiplantae, Streptophyta, Magnoliopsida, Brassicales, Brassicaceae. The transcript is spliced from 2 exons. The record is from RefSeq and is a predicted model, not a curated record. The coding region runs from base 193 to 789 and encodes 198 amino acids. Gene Ontology annotation, molecular function: DNA binding.
UACUAAUAUAAUAUAUUUGGGGUCUAUUCACUAAAUUAAAGAAAAACGAGGGUGAAUCUUGUGAUUUCCCCUAUUAUUUUCUCUAUAAAUCCUAGAGAAAAGUGUGAAAACCCUCGAGAGAUAUCAGGUUCCUUUUGUUUUGUGAGAUAAGAGCUUUCCUAAACAACUUGGUCGUUGCUUCUAACAUAUCUUAUGGGUUCGAAGCAGUGGACGAGGUAUGAGGACAAACUGUUUGAGAGUCUUCUGUUGAAGUUCCCAGAAAAUACUCCCAAUAGGUUUGAGGCUAUCGCCGGACAUCUUAAUGUACCGCUUGAAGAGGUGAAGCACUACUACAAAGCUUUGGUCCACGAUAUUAACCUUAUCGAAUCGGAUCAAUAUCCUACUACUAAUUAUCCAGAUGGGAUCCCAUCCCAGACCAAACAUAUGGAGAAAGAAAAAAAGAGGGGAAAACCUUGGACAGAAGAGGAACACAGGCUUUUUCUGGAGGGGCUAGAUAAAUAUGGGAAAGGAGAUUGGAAGAACAUAUCGAGAAAGAUUGUGAUGACAAAGACCCCAAUGCAAGUCGCAAGCCAUGCACAAAAGUAUAUCCUGAGGCAAGAGGCCAAGGAGAAGGCAAAGAAACGCUCCAGUAUCCAUGACAUAACUUUGAUAGAUCUUGCUGCUAACAAUGUAACCGCACCUCGAUCCGACUUGGACUCUACGAUGGGCCAGCCACCUUCUGAUCAGCAGGUGCCUCAAGACCAUCAUCAUUCCGACGAAGACUAUUUGAUUGAGAAGAUGUAUACGUAAAUUCCAAACUAUAAAAUCUUUUUUAUUAGUUGGCUUUUGCUUCUUAGUUUUUUUCUUCUUUUUGUACAUCUAGUUAUUAAACAAUCCAAAUUUGUUUAUAGCCUUUUUUACUUUUGUCUAACCAGAAUUUUCGAAGGCACACUAGUCUUGUUCAUUCUUGAGUGUGUGCUUAGAAAAUCUUGAUUAAGCGUAGUACUAGUAACACUAACUAAAUGAUCAAUGGUUAUAUUUAGACAAUGUGAAAGGCUCUUAGAGCAGCAUUAACGCAAAGGGGAAGAGGGUGGGUUCUAAUUUUUUUUUAUUAUUAUUAUUUUUGUUUUUUCCAAUUUUUUUUUAAAAAAAAUAAAUGGACCAAUCGCGGGUCACCAUUGACGAUUCGCGAACAAUUAAAAAGCUUCACCAAACUAGCCUCUUGCAGAAGAGAAAGAAGAAGUGGGUUUUCUGAUUUUUGUGGGCUCUCCACCUCUUACAAAAAGAGUCAGCGAUAAUGCUGCUCUUAUUGUUGUUGGGGACUAGGAACAAAUUGCCCAUUCACCUUUAGUCAACCAUUUGACUUGCCAAUGAAUUUUUGACCGUGCUUGUUGCUACCUUUUCCUUUCUUAUAACCUUUCAAAUCUUCAGUUUUCUCGUUUUCUGUACAUAGAGCUCUUGAGUAACAGAAUCUCAUCGUUAUUCCCUUCUAUCGGUCCUUCAACUAUCUCAACUCUGAUGUGAUCACGAUCAAUCUUUCUUUCUGUAAGGUUUUCAAAAUUUUCGGAUGGAUCCAAAACAAUGAUGGCUAGGUCCUUCCACGUAUUCAAUCCAGUGAUCAAAAUAAUCUUUUUGAAGCAUUAUCAGAAGGAUUUUUAGCUGAUCGGUCUACCUGACCGCUUGUUCUAGGAUUAACUUCUUCACGCUGAGAUUUCUUACUGUUUAUUGCUAGAUCAUUCGAGGUGGUCAACACAGGCACGGACACCGUUGUUAAUAAAAAGUCCCAUGUGACUAAUCAUGACUAUUGAUAUUAUGUUCUAUCUCAGAAUGCUUUAAACCUAUUGUCUUUACAUCCAUUUGUCGUACCAUUACAUAUAGACUCCAAAUGCUUCAAACUUCCGUUCUUACAAACACGUUUCUAAAAAAUCUUCCAAAGUCAAGAGCAUGAAUGUCAUAUAACUCAGUUUUUUGCCACCGUCGGAGCCAUUUGAUGUGGAUAUAAUAAAGGAGCAAAAAGUGACAGUGAAAGGCAACGUGCAGCGCAGCCAGACGCAGUUGUGCAAACGGAAAAAACAGGAAAUAAAUAGUCUUUCUGGGACAAAGGCUGAAACAGCCAAGGCCUAAAGGAGAAACAGAGCAUUUCAUGUGACUAUUUUUUAAUAAAAUAUGCAUGGAAUCCUUUUUAUUUCUUCUAUUUCUGUGACUUGUAGCUGAGCAUUUCUCUGUGGAGCUAAAUUAUUUUAGUCAUUGAAGUGCUAUGGACAUUUUUUUCUUUUGGUAAAAUGCUAUGGACAUUUUUUAACGAGGCUUAUGGUAAUUUCCCCCCUGGACAUGCUAAAUCGGGCAUUACCAAGCCUAAGGAUUAGAGGAUGGGAUGACCAAAGACCGUCGUUCAUGUUGUUUAGAGAGUUUAAGGACAGGAUCAAUCUCAUUGUUCUUUUCAUUAUCCAAAGAUUUGGUGUUAUUUCCCUAUAGCGUAAGAAGAAAUUUUCUUAGCCUCUCGAACGUUUAUUGAUUUGAGGAAAUGCAAUCUCCUCAAAAUCCUAUGAUACAGAGAUUUGAGUGUAGCAUCUUAGUUCGAACUGAUUCACAAGUUCAUACACAACUCAUGAACGAUUCCAUAGUACUUGUGGUCUUUCCUCAGGCAAUUGCAGCUUCCUCAACCCAUGCAAUGCCUAGAGAGCCACGUUGUUUGUAUCUUUCCAAACAACUCUAAAUGUAUACAAGCUCUACAGACUACAGCUUCCAUGUACUCAUAAAUGCUUGUGCCCCACACAUGCAUGAAUCUGAAAUACACGUGCUGGGUCCAUGCAAGGAUUGGACUAAAACGAUGCCAGCAGUCAUGAAGUUGAUGAUCAGUA